This is a messenger RNA of Closterium sp. NIES-65, 1644 nucleotides long. The record is from the annotation of a GenBank genome assembly. Lineage: Eukaryota; Viridiplantae; Streptophyta; Zygnematophyceae; Desmidiales; Closteriaceae.
AUGGCUUCAGCUCCGCCGCUCGUCGUGGAUUCCGAAUGGGAGAACUUUCUUGAGAAUUGCAGCACGGAGGAGCUUUCUUCCUUCUUGGAGAAACUGCGGUCCAACAACAGCAAUGGAAACCCUCAAGUCGCGUCGCUGCCAGCGAACGGCGGCGCGGCGCCAUAUAGAAGUCUCGAGACCGACAUCAUGGCGCUAGCGGCGGCCGGCACGCCGCAAACCACGGCGCAACAGCCGCUGCAGACCACCCCGCCGCUGCAAAGCAACGGAGCCACGCCGUUCGGCACCGCGGCCUUCCCCCUGCGCGCCGCCGGCGGCGGAGCCGCAUUCGACGCUCACUCGCUUGCGGCUCGCCACAUUGGAGGGCUAGUAGCCACCGGAAACACCUCCGCGUUUAACUCCUCUGCUGACGUCAUCUCCAGCAGCAACUUUGGCGAGAGCGCCUUCUCCGAAAGCGGCUGCGUCGGCGGCGGCGGCGGCGGAGGCGAGAAACUCAAGAACGAAAUGGAGGAUGGGUGGGAGUCCUUCUCACCCCAACCACGCCGGGCCGGGUCCCUGCCUGGCAGUACUAACACCACUACGCCGGCCCUGCCCGCGCCGCCUUUUCUAGCGGGUCAGCCGGCCCAGAGGCUCUUCGGCAGCCCCCCUGCUGUAACCACUGCGUCCAGGCUCGGACCCUCCAAGCUAGGAGUCGCAGCCGGCCCUGCUACAGCCGCUACAGCCGCUGCCGGCGCUGCCGGCGCGGGUGGGAGCCGGCGGAGUGGGUCCAACAGUGCCGACCGGGCGGCACGGGCCUCGGCAGGCGAGGAUUCCCCGGCUCGGCAGAGCGGGAGGCAGGGCGACGCUCCGAGCGGCGGCGAGGCGGGCGGGGCGGUAGUGCAGGCUACAGGUUCGGGAGAAGCCGGCGCACACGGCAGGGAGAGCGGCGACAGGCUGGGUGAUAGGCACGGGAGCGACGGUGAGAGCUCGGAUGAGAUGGAGGGAGGGGCUCACAUGGACCAGUUUGGCGAAGAUCAUGCGCCGGGCCGCAACUCUCGGCGGGUGGGCGGCAGCGCAGGGGAUUCCGGGCUGGGUGUGAAGGCGGAGAAGCGGCAGAUUAAGAUGAAGAGCCACGUGGAGAGCCAGCGGCGCAAGCGAAUCAGUGAUGGGCUGAAGCGGCUGCGGGACUCGGUGAAGGGCACGGGUGACACUGCUACGAUGCUGGACGAGGCAGUGGCUUAUGUGGAAGGACUCAAGCAACAAGUGACAGCCCUGCAAGUCUCUCUCCUCCUCAAGGACACAGCCCGCCCCCAGCUUGGUGGUACACCACCAUCGAUCCUCGGCGCUGACUCAGCACUCCUAGCCCAAGCUCUGCAGCAGCAGCACUCUCUGGGCAUGCCUUUCUCCCUGCCAGGGAAUCAGCAGCUGCCCCAUCAGCACCAGCAACAGCAGCUGCUGCAGCAGCAGCAGCAGCAAUCGCUGCAGGCAGGCCCGGGCAUGUUCCAGGCUCAGCGUUAUCCGAACCUGGGCCGGUACUCGGGUGAGCAAGGGGCGACGGUGUCUGCUAGUGCACCGACCACAUUGCUACCCCGUGCUGGAUGGUCUAAGCGGCUAGUGGAGACUUCUACGGGGGGCAGCUGCAACUCCCCUAAGUUUGGCUCUUGCUGA